Molecule: messenger RNA, 1296 nt
Organism: Vanrija pseudolonga
Lineage: Eukaryota; Fungi; Basidiomycota; Tremellomycetes; Trichosporonales; Trichosporonaceae
Product: Alpha-ketoglutarate-dependent sulfonate dioxygenase
Exons: 5
Coding region: 1-1212 (403 amino acids)
Cellular component (GO): cytoplasm
Molecular function (GO): 2-oxoglutarate-dependent dioxygenase activity
Source: RefSeq, a predicted model, not a curated record
AUGACGCUCACAGAGAUCCAGACGGACACGACGAACAAGACGAGCUGGGGCAAGCCGUUCCGCAUCGCAGCCAGCACGAAGGCCCGCCUCCUGGCCGCUGGAAUCGACCUGUCGGGGGGAUACCCCGUCAACGACCCCGUGCGCAUCCAGGACCUCGAGUCCGCGCGCGCGUGGAACGGCCCGGGGUGGGAACAUGAUGAGCGGGGCGCGCACGCCGACCGCAGCAAGGCGGCGCUGUUUGGCGCCGCGGAGAAGGUCAUCACGCUGAGCCCAAACAUUGGGACCGAGAUCGUUGGGCUGCAGCUUGCCGACCUGACCGACACGCAGAAGGACGAGCUGGCCCUCCUCAUCGCGGAGCGCGGCGUCGUCUUCUUCCGCGACCAGAAGCUGUCCCCGCAGGCCCAGCUCGCCCUCGGCGCAUACUAUGGUAAACCGGACAUCCACCCCGUCGGCGCGUACGUCCCCGGCCUGAAGGGCGUGUCCGUCAUCACGAACGAGUUUGCGCGCACCAACCCCGGCGAAGCAGACUUUCGCUCCCCGCUCGGCUCGUACCACUGGCACAUUGACAUCGGGUACGAGGAGCAGCCGCCGGGGAUCACGCACCUGCACUUGGACGCCGUGCCCGAGACGGGCGGGGACACUUAUGUGCGUUGUGGCAGGGGCUCGCGUGCUGACGAACGGCAGUGGGCCUCCGGGUACACGGCGUACGACAAGCUGUCCCCCGCGCUCCAGGUGUUCGUCGACGGCCUCGAGGCACUCCACCGCAGCCUGCACCAGUACGAGGACCCCGCGAACCCGACCGGACCCAAGGUGCCCGUCAUCACAGCGCACCCGCUCGUGCGCGUGCACCCCGCCACGGGGUGGAAGGCGCUCUUUAUCGACCGCCGGUUCACGGUCGGCAUCAAGGGCUUCACGCACGAGGACGGCGAGGCGUUGUUGAACCAUCUGUUCAACAUCUACGAGACGUCGCGCGACGCGCAGCUUCGGUUCCGGUGGACGCCGGGAACUUCCGCGCUGUGGGACAACCGCAUCACUAUCCACUCGGCGGUGCACGACUACGACGACGACGAGCAUGCCGAGCCGCGGCACGGCACGCGCGUGUCGAGCCUCGCCGAGCGCCCUGUUCCCGUUUUGCCCGGCGUCGGUGCCAGCCGCCGCCACGCCCUCGGCCUCAGCCCUGGCAAGGUUGUAGAAGUGCGUCCGAGGUUCUAGCACUGUGUACAUACGCGGCGCGAGUCGCGCGGUUGCAGGGCGUGGCGCCGUGGGUGGCGGUGUGGCGCGAGGGGUACUGUCGGC